Molecule: messenger RNA, 609 nt
Organism: Plectropomus leopardus (leopard coralgrouper)
Lineage: Eukaryota; Metazoa; Chordata; Actinopteri; Perciformes; Serranidae
Source: RefSeq, a predicted model, not a curated record
UAUUUUAUUUUCUUUCCCUCCAGGUGGAUUCAAAGAGCAGGUCAUCGUGCACUGCAGUGCUGCAGCGAGUGUCCUCCUACCUGGAGCUGCCGCUGCUCUUCGAGAGGCCAUACAUCACCUACACGCUGGCCGUCACUCUUCUUAACGUCGGCUACUUUGUGCCAUAUUUCCACCUGGUGGCCCACAGUCGCCAAGCCGGCUUCUCGGAGUACCAAGCCGCUUUUGUCAUGUCAGCCGCCGGCGCUACAGACAUUUUGGGGCGCGUGGCGUCGGGCUGGUUCUCAGACCUGGGUCACUUCCGGCCGAUUCAUCUGCUGACCACGUGGACGACGCUGGCGGGAGUGUUCAUCAUGCUGCUGCCUGUGAGCUCGCUGUCCGGCUCGUACGCCGCUCUGAUGGUGAUCAGCCUCCUCUACGGCUUCUGCUCGGGGGCGCUGACGUCUCUGGUGUUUGCGGUGGUGCCCAUGAUAGUGGGCGUGGAGCGCAUGAUGGGGGCCCUCGGCCUGCUGCAGCUGAUCGAGAGCGGCGCGGGGCUGCUGGGGACGCCUCUGUCAGGUGAGUUACGCAGGUCAUAAUGCAGGUCAUGUCACCAUGUUCCAAGUCAUCUGC